Molecule: messenger RNA, 672 nt
Organism: Paramecium pentaurelia
Lineage: Eukaryota; Ciliophora; Oligohymenophorea; Peniculida; Parameciidae
Source: the annotation of a GenBank genome assembly
AUGUAUAAUAAACAUCAUCUUUCUACAAAGAACCUUGAUGGACCAAAAUUAGAUACAACUCAAGUUCGACGUAAAAGUUGUGUAUGUGAUCAAUGUGGACAGACAGCACUCAAAGAAGAUCAAUUACCUAAUCAAUUAUGUGAAAUAGCCUAUCAUAAGAAAACAAGAUUGGCAGAUGUAUUUCUAAGUAAAUUGGAUGGAGCUAGAAAGUAUAUGAGAAAUGAUCAUAAAAAAAAGAAUUUUAGAAUCUAUGCAAGAAAUCCUUUAUUCAUUUUAAGAUCUAAACCAGAACUAGAUGAAAGUAUGCAUUUAUAAACAUCACCCUCAAAAUCAACAUCACCCUAAUAAUAACGUAUCAAAACUGAAUAACCAUAAAUUAUUCAUUCUCGAAGUCAUAAAUAUGUUCCAACUUCAAAUUGCUUUCUAUAAAAUAUUAAAUAAUAAGUCAUACGUCAAUAAAAAACAAUUAAUAGAUUACUUAAAGAUCGUAAAGCUAUACAAUCUGUAUAAUUCUCACCUUGUGAAAUUAUUCCUGUAACUAAAUCACCUUAGAAAAACAAAAAAAUAUUAAUCAAACAAUUAAAACCCUUACCAAAAUAAUAACAACUACAAACCAAAUUUAAUGGUCUCAUUAGAGAAUUCUUCAACUCCUCCAAAUCCAAAUAAUACUGA